Molecule: messenger RNA, 820 nt
Organism: Cydia fagiglandana
Lineage: Eukaryota; Metazoa; Arthropoda; Insecta; Lepidoptera; Tortricidae
Product: solute carrier family 35 member F1-like
Exons: 4
Coding region: 116-820 (234 amino acids)
Biological process (GO): transmembrane transport
Cellular component (GO): membrane
Molecular function (GO): transmembrane transporter activity
Source: RefSeq, a predicted model, not a curated record
CGUGCUGAGCUGACAGCUGCUGGCGUGCUCGGGCGUGGGCGCGGCGCUGGUGGGCGGCGCGUGGCGGGGGCGGCGGCUGGGCGCGGCGCACGUGGCGGGCGCCACGCUCGGCCUCAUGGCCAUCGUGUGCGUGGUGUGGGCAGAUGUAGAGGGAGCACCUACUGAUGGUAAAAACCAACUAGUCGGCGACAUGCUCUGCCUCGCCGGCUCUCUCCUCUUCGCCCUGGUGACUGUUCUCCAAGAGAUGAUGCUCCAAGUCCAAUCCUGCCCCGAAUACUUGGCACUGUUAGGCCUCAUCGGCAGCAUAGUGUCUUGCACACAAACUUUCUUCCUUGAACUCAGUGACCUGAUUACUUUCAACUGGUAUGAGUUGGAAACACUCAUUCAGCUUGGGAGUUACUGCUCUGUGCAGACGAUAUUUCAAAUAUUGCAGAGUUUCAUGUUGAGAGAUGCCGGAGCUAUAAUAUUGCAUCUGUCGUUUUUGUCUUCGGAUUAUUAUACUCUAAUCGCUGGGAUGUACAUCUUUCAGUUUAAGUUCCACGCGCUAUAUUUCCUGUCGUACAUGCUAGCGAUGGUGGGCGUGUUCCUGUUCAGUUCCCGACGGACCGCACCGGGCGAGGCGGUGCAGCUACCACAAGUCGUGCACGACGCCGUGCAGUCGCAGGAUAACGUGUCUAUGGACUACACAGUGCCGAGCCUGGACUGCAUCCCCAUCGAAGCCCUGGAGCCACCCAUGUCGCGCGACACUACCUUCACGUCCUUCCUCGGAGCACCCAACGGACACCCGCAGCCCUACACCAACGGGAAGGACGUUUGCUAA